AUGGUUGAUGAAGUCAUUCCAUUCUGUUUUCGUCCAGAAGACUAUUCCGAACGAUCACUCGAAACCUAUGUUAAUCCGCUUUCUCAAAAACUAACUUUCGAAGAAUUACGCCUGGCUCAUAUUACUUCAGAAAAACUUCUCUCAUGGUCAAUUUCGAUUGAUGUAGCUCAACGAUAUCAAUUGUAUCUAAAUGAACCGAAAGCUGAGUCUAAUGAGAUUCUCAACAAUUGCACUGAACCUUGGUUUGGCCCUCGGUGUCAAUAUUCGUUUCCUUCCGGUGGACGUAGAUCUUUCAACCAGAUUGUUGAAGAGGCUUUUAGUCAAAGGACAGCCUUUCCUGAGGCAUCUGAAGCGACAGUACAGGUGCCAUGCUAUGUCCUUCUGGAAUGUCAUCGUAAUGGACAGAGUUGGUGUCUUGAUUGGCGCGAAGUGUGCAAUGGAAUCGUUGAUUGUUUUGAUGAAGGUCUCGAUGAAGAAUAUUGCUUCGAUAUGAAGAUAAAUGACAUUGGAGAAAAUGAAUAUCGAUGCUACAAUGGAUUAUGUACAUCAAGCGAACUUCAGGAAGAGGGUGAAGGCGAUGCCGACGGUCUUGAUCGAUCAAAUUAA
This is a messenger RNA of Adineta steineri, 606 nucleotides long. NCBI's taxonomy places the organism in Eukaryota, Metazoa, Rotifera, Eurotatoria, Adinetida, Adinetidae. The record is from the annotation of a GenBank genome assembly.